AUGGCCUCCGGCGUCGGCAUCUUCUUCGCCAUCAUCAUAAUCCUCCUCCUCACCGGCACCGUCACCUGGAUAAUCUGGUCGCGCCUACGCGCCCGGCGCCUCGGUCUCCCCCCGCCACCACUGAACCCCUUCGCGCGCGGGCGCGGCAGCUCGGGCGGCGCAGGCGGGUACGGGGCGGGCGCGGGGUCCUCGUCGGGCGGCAUCGGCGGCUGGUUCAGCGACAAGGUGCGCGCCUUCAAGAACCGCAAGUACACAUCAGCCGCAGGGUACGAGACCAACAGCGGCCUUGGCGGCGGCAUGGGUAGCGCCAGAGGCAGAGCGCGCGCCGGCACCCUCGACCCCGACGAGGCGUGGGAUGCGCGCGUCGGCAACGAGGCCGACAUGUACGGCCCCGGUGGCUACUACGAGGAGCAGGAGCUCGGCCUGCACGAGCCCGGCGCAGACCGCGGGAGGCAGCAGUACAGUCAGCGCGAACUCGACGACCGGUAUGACGAGGAAAUGGGCCGCGCGCCCCAGCACAGCAGCAGCAACAACAACAACAACAACAACAACACGCAGUACCAGUCGCAGCAGGGCUACCUCGGUCACCAGCAACAUGACCCCUUUGGCGACGACGCCGAGCACAGCAACAUCAGCAUGCGCGGCGUGAGUCCCCGCCCGGUCGUCGAUGUCGAGGCCGGCCGCAACCAGCAACAACGGCGCCAGCAGGGCGGCGAUGCCAGCAGCUUGCAUAAUAGCCCGUCGGAGCGGCGCAGCAUAUUCCACGAGGAUGUCUAG
Aplosporella prunicola CBS 121167 is the source of this 777-nucleotide messenger RNA. RefSeq lists its product as uncharacterized. NCBI's taxonomy places the organism in Eukaryota, Fungi, Ascomycota, Dothideomycetes, Botryosphaeriales, Aplosporellaceae. The transcript has a single exon. The record is from RefSeq and is a predicted model, not a curated record. The coding region runs from base 1 to 777 and encodes 258 amino acids.